This is a messenger RNA of Hylaeus volcanicus, 1557 nucleotides long. RefSeq lists its product as uncharacterized. Lineage: Eukaryota; Metazoa; Arthropoda; Insecta; Hymenoptera; Colletidae. The transcript is spliced from 2 exons. The record is from RefSeq and is a predicted model, not a curated record. The coding region runs from base 664 to 1242 and encodes 192 amino acids.
AUGCCCCAUCAGACAUUUGAACACUACACGUUAAAAGAAACACCCUGUAUGUUUCAUCCAGAAUAAUAUUGUAUUUGUUUAAAGAAAUUCAUGAAUUUAUCAUAUGAAGACAUGUUUUAGAAGUAUUACAUUAGAAUUUUUAUUAUCGGUAGAUUCAAUGCAACCUGCCAGUCGAUCUGCAGCUACGGUUGCUACUCAUCAGGGGCAACUUUGCCUGCCCCUGAUAAAUGGCAACCGGGCUUACAGUCUGACUGGCGGGUUGCAUUAAAUAUAUUGACGACAUUAAAUUCAAAUUUAAAGCUAUCUAUUAUAAUAAAUGGUCUCGUAUGGCAGUUUUACAGAAUGACAAGCAAAAACCUUUCAAAAUCUUUGUACGACGAUACAGAGUACAUUACACGAGAUGUAUAAAUAUUGUUUAAAAACUGCUAUUUCGAUUAUCACUACUCUAUCGCACAAUUUUGUUACAGUAAUUUUCGUUUAAUCAAUAGUAAGUAGUAUUUAUGGCACACAAGGCGUAAUUUGUGAGCACAAAACAUUAACAUUAGAUUUAGUGCCAAAGCUAUCGCUAAAAUUUUGAAGAGAAACUCGAUCGUUCUUAACUUUUUCUCUCCUGAAACAUUAAACGUAAAUUAAUAAAUUUAGCUCAGUUGCGUCGAUUAAUACAUGCACAGAGUGUACGUCACCUUCGCAUAUCACGCGCGGUGGACACAGAAGCAUCGCUAUUACUCACCGCAUCUGCAAAUCAAGGUCAAUGACAGCGAAGAGGUGAAGCGUUUGUCUCCAGAGCAGACGAAAGAAGAUCUGCCACAACCACCCCCAACCACGCCAACGAAAACGCAAAAGCUACCAUCACCGUCCUCCGUGGUGACUCCUAAAGCGGUCAGAAAUAGUUUCGCCAGAUCUUCCGAAACUGUAAGAUCCAGAAAGAACUCGUCGACCCACGAAACCGCGGAGGUAGAAAGCGAAAUGAAAAAGAGUCCAAAUUUGGAGCACAGUAAAAACAUAACAAACAAUAAGACCGGAAGACCACCUUCUGGCGCGCAUCCUCCGAACAAUUUGCGAUUAAAGAGCCCAGAUUCUCCUCGCAUGUCUGGAAAGGCAUCUCCGACAAAAUUACGGCUUCCAAAACUAGCACCCUCCCCCACGCCGCAGGAAACUAUCCCAAAUCCCGACACCUCUCCAAAAGUCAGUUUGCCGAAAUUGAUAGAACCUUCUAUGCAAUCGACCCGCGUCGCGCAUUAAAGGAAUUUUUCGUGUUAUCAAAAGCUACGUUCCUAUCCAAAUAUAAUUACAGUAUAAUUCCAAUGAUUUAAAGUUCGUCAAUUUCCCCACUUAACAGUUCCGUGGAAUUUAUAAAAUACUCUGUAAAAAGUCGGUUUCAAAUAGAACACAUUUAAUUAUUUUUUAAGUUAUGCCUUAUAACGCAUAAAACAACAAACUAUGUUUUCGUGUAUCGAUAGUACUUUUUGCACAUAAAUUCACAAAAUAGAGAAGUUUCUAAAGUAAUAUACUUAUAAUAGAAAUAUAUAUAAAUCACCUUUGAUGUACAUAGCAAAA